Erigeron canadensis is the source of this 1628-nucleotide messenger RNA. Its product is annotated as isocitrate dehydrogenase [NADP]. Gene Ontology annotation, molecular function: isocitrate dehydrogenase (NADP+) activity; magnesium ion binding; NAD binding. The coding region runs from base 131 to 1381 and encodes 416 amino acids. Lineage: Eukaryota; Viridiplantae; Streptophyta; Magnoliopsida; Asterales; Asteraceae. The transcript has 16 exons. Gene Ontology annotation, cellular component: mitochondrion. Gene Ontology annotation, biological process: isocitrate metabolic process. The record is from RefSeq and is a predicted model, not a curated record.
AGUAUAAAUACAAAAACUCACAAAAUUUUCUUUCUCCUUCCCCAACCAACCCCACUGAUCCAAAUCAAUAAAUCUUUGUCUCUAUCAUUUCUGACUGAUUUUUAACAUCCGAUCAAUCAAUCGAUCGAUCAUGGGUUUCGAUAAGAUCAAGGUUGACAACCCCAUCGUUGAGAUGGACGGAGAUGAAAUGACUCGCAUCUUUUGGCAAUCAAUUAAGGAAAAGCUCAUCUUCCCCUUCCUAGACCUGGACAUAAAGUAUUAUGACCUCGGUCUUCCUAACAGGGAUGCCACUGAUGACAAAGUUACCAUCGAAAGUGCUGAAGCUACUCUCAAGUACAAUGUUGCAAUUAAGUGUGCCACCAUUACCCCAGAUGAGGCCCGUAUGAAGGAGUUCACGUUAAAGAGCAUGUGGAAGAGUCCAAAUGGGACAAUCAGGAAUAUUUUGAAUGGAACGGUUUUCAGAGAACCAAUUAUUUGCAAAAACAUUCCUAAACUAAUUCCUGGAUGGACAAAGCCGAUAUGCAUCGGAAGACAUGCAUUUGGUGAUCAGUACAAAGCUACCGAUGCAGUUAUUAAAGGACCUGGAAAACUGAAGUUGGUCUUUGUUCCUGAAGGAGAAGGUGAAACAAUAGACUUGGAGGUCUACAAAUUCGCUGGUGCUGGAGGGGUAGCUUUGUCAAUGUACAACACUGAUGAGUCCAUCACUGCUUUUGCCGAGGCCUCAAUGAACACGGCUUAUCAGAAAAAGUGGCCACUUUAUCUUAGCACAAAGAACACUAUUCUUAAGAAAUAUGAUGGAAGAUUCAAGGACAUAUUUCAAGAAGUAUAUGAAAGGAACUGGAAAUCAAAGUUUGAUGCCGCUGGGAUAUGGUAUGAACACCGUCUCAUUGAUGAUAUGGUUGCUUAUGCUCUUAAGAGUGAUGGAGGUUAUGUAUGGGCAUGCAAAAAUUAUGAUGGUGAUGUGCAAAGUGAUAUGUUAGCACAAGGAUUCGGAUCUCUUGGAUUAAUGACAUCAGUCUUGGUUUGUCCUGAUGGAAAGACCAUCGAAGCUGAAGCAGCCCAUGGCACUGUAACCCGUCAUUACAGAGUGCAUCAGAAGGGAGGUGAAACUAGCACAAACAGCGUGGCCUCGAUCUUUGCUUGGACUCGUGGGUUGGCCCAUAGGGCAAAGUUAGAUAACAACCCUAAGCUUUUGGAUUUCACUGAGAAGCUGGAAGCAGCGUGCAUCGGCGCAGUUGAAUCUGGGAAGAUGACAAAGGACCUUGCACUCAUUAUCCAUGGAUCCAAGCUCAGUAGGGAGCACUAUUUGAACACAGAAGAGUUUAUUGAUGCUGUGGCCAAUGAACUGAAAGCAAGACUCGGGGGUAAAUCAUCCUUGUAAUUAAGGACAGUUGAGUUAGUGGCAAGCAAGGAAGAUCUAUGGUUUCGUUCUCUGUUUGAGUGUCCUUGAUUUCUGUUUAAUCUAUUUUUAAAAUAGAUACUCCCUUUUAUUGGUUCCAUGGUUUGGUUUCAUGAUCGAAUUCAGCAAAGCUAUUUAACAUACAUUACUAUAGCUGUUGAUGUAUCAAUAGUUAUGGUCAUUAUAAGGAUUUAUAAUAUGCUUCAUGAUGUGUCUUUUUAUCUGGAAA